AUGCCUUUAGAAACUUUAGAAAAUAAAAAUUUGGUUAGUCAGAGAAAUUUUCUGGAUGAUAAUUUACGUUUAGAAGCUUUAACUCAUAAAUCUUUUCAUUACGAAAAUCCUUCAAACGGACCUCAUAACGAACGAUUAGAAUUUCUCGGUGACUCGAUUGUUUCUUUUGUUGUAGCAAAUUAUUUGUUUGGUAGAUUUCCUCAUUUCAAAGAAGGUCAACUAACUCUACUAAGAGCUAACCUCGUUUGUAAAAAAAAGUUAGCACAGUUUGCACUUCAACUUGGAUUAGAUAGUGAGAUAAGACUUGGUGUGGGAGCUUUAAGGGAUGGAGGAAGAGCAAGUGAAAAGGUAUUGGAGGAUGCUUUCGAAGCAUAUAUCGGUGCCGUAUUUUUAGAUUCUGGUUCAAGCUUGUAUGCCGUUCAAGAAUUCAUGGAACCUUUGCUGACACCAGCCGUUGAUAAACUUACACAUCACCGUCAUAUUCAUAAUUCUUCAAUAUUGGGAUCUUCUGAUUAUAUCCUUCAUUCAGAUUUGCAGGAUCCAAUUAACAAACUCCAAACAUGGUCUCAAAGAAGAGGAUUAGGAAUACCUGUCUAUGUACCGUUUUGUGUUGAAGUUAUUAUAAAUGGUAAACGUUAUGGAUGUGGUCAAGCAAGAAAUAAAAAAGAUGCAAAGAAAGAUGCUGCCAUCAACGCACUUAAAUUGAUUACAAUGACUAGAAAUGAAUCAAAUUCUCCUCUUCCUCAUCAAAAUGCUCAUUACAAUCAUCCUUCUUCUCAUCAUCAAAAAUCUCAUCGUAUAAGCUUGGCAAAUAAUUUUUUUCUGGUUAAUCCAGGCGCCACACAAGCAACCACCAUUAGAUUGUUUAAUUGA
Molecule: messenger RNA, 873 nt
Organism: Entrophospora candida
Lineage: Eukaryota; Fungi; Glomeromycota; Glomeromycetes; Entrophosporales; Entrophosporaceae
Source: the annotation of a GenBank genome assembly